Messenger RNA from Hirundo rustica (Barn swallow), 1522 nucleotides. RefSeq names its product fibronectin type III domain containing 9 (gene FNDC9). The transcript is spliced from 2 exons. The record is from RefSeq and is a predicted model, not a curated record. Gene Ontology annotation, molecular function: protein binding. Lineage: Eukaryota; Metazoa; Chordata; Aves; Passeriformes; Hirundinidae. Bases 72 to 734 code for a protein of 220 amino acids.
GGGAGGUGAGUGCUGGCAAGGCGCUGCCUGAGGGAAACUCUGUCACCAGAGGACCUGGCCAGAGGGGCACGAUGAACAUCGAAGUGCACAACAUCACUUACACCAGCGCCACCGUGUCCUGGGCCACGAGCAGCCCCUGCCCGGAGAACUACUACCACGUCAUGUACCGCCCCAACUGGAACAGCGUCUUCGCCGGCUACCUGCGGCAGAACUUCCACCGCGAGGAGCGCGUCCGGCACCCGCUCAGCUCCCUGGUGCUGCACCGCCUCACACCAUCCACGAUCUACGUGCUCUGCAUCACCUGCAAGAACUCCUACCCCUCCAGCAACCACUGCACCACCUUCCACACUCUGGACAAAAUCCCCCUGGUUUUCGGCGGCUCCAAGCACGAGCCCACCACGUCCAUGUGGAUGGUGAGCAGCCUCCUGCUCCUCUGCUUCCUCGCCCUCCUGGCCUACGGCUGCCUGCAGCUCUGGUCUGCGCGGUGCCAGCGGGCUGCAGGGCUGAAGCACCCCGACAGCAGCCCCGAAGAAGUGGUGGAAAGAAGCAGCUCACCAGAGGAGCCGCUGAGUGAUGGACUGAGAGAGGAGCUCCUGGAAGUGCCCAUGACCACGGUGCUAAUGAGGAGCUCCAGCUUCAUGAAGGAGAGCCCGUAUAAUUCCCCUCACUGCUUUUUUUCCUAUAAAAACAGUGAUGACAAAAGGGCCAUCUUGCCACAGCAUGGCCUUCAAUGAAAACAAGAGAAAAUAAAAUCUUGCUUAGGGGUUUGGUUUGUCCGGCUCUUUCCCAGCUCUUGCCAAAAGGACUGUCUUGUGCGUCCACAGCAGCUGUCUGUCCCAGGGUAGAACAAGAGGCAUAGACAUGGGUCACAGGAAAAAAGAUUUUUGUCAAGUGAUACAAUUACUCUCAUUUGCUGAGGAUUUUUAAAUAAGAGACCAAGUGAGCUCUCUGGGAAAAGCCAGGCUUGGCAGACUGUAGUGUCAUUAGCUCAUGUGCAUCAGUGCUGUGGGUUCACUUCAGAGUCAUCAAUCAAUGUCCACAAGAAAUAAACUCUACUCAAGUAGCGUCACACUUGAGUGCCCCUCCACUAGCAUCACACCCCAAGCCCUUGUAACGCCUGUAUAAACAGUGCAGCCUGAGAAAAAAGCUUCUUGUCAGCAUUAAGUAGCGCACACACAAGUAUUUUAGUAAUCCCCAUCUUGAACAGAAAAUGGGAUUUCUGGAGCAGUACCUUCCUUGGGGAGCAUCACUGCAUCAGAGCACUAAGUUGCUCACUUCCCUGUGCAUUUAGAUGGAUCAGUGCCAACUCAAGCAAGAGCAGUGCUGACAUCCCUUAACAUGGGCAUUUUAUGGAGAAGAAUACAAAAAAGCAAAAGCAACAGCACACUGGAUCUGCUUCUUGCAUGCCCGUUUGGUUGCACACAGCAAUGUGACCCCGCUCACUGGCACCCACCGCUCUGUUAAUGAACUAAUCCUUGCAUUUCUUUCCCUUCCUAAAUAAAUACUUCCAAUACCCACCCCA